Gadus macrocephalus (Pacific cod) is the source of this 2736-nucleotide messenger RNA. RefSeq names its product NUMB endocytic adaptor protein (gene numb). Lineage: Eukaryota; Metazoa; Chordata; Actinopteri; Gadiformes; Gadidae. The record is from RefSeq and is a predicted model, not a curated record. Gene Ontology annotation, molecular function: cadherin binding.
AUCUGUAACAUUCUCAUGCCUUGUCCCCUCCCCCAAUCCCCCCCUUCUCCCACACACCCCCCCACCAACCCAUUCCACUUCCAGGACAGGAAGUUCUUCAAAGGAUUCUUUGCAAAAGCGGGGAAGAAGGCAGUGCGCGCCGUGCUGUGGGUGUCGGCGGACGGUCUGCGCGUGGUCGACGACAAGACCAAGGCCGGGUCCCCAAAAGCAAAAACGGACCUGAUCCUGGACCAGACGAUAGAGAAGGUCUCGUUCUGCGCUCCAGACCGUAACUUCGAGCGGGCCUUCUCCUACAUCUGCCGGGACGGCACCACGCGGCGCUGGAUCUGCCACUGCUUCCUGGCCGUCAAGGACUCGGGCGAGCGGCUGAGCCACGCGGUGGGCUGUGCCUUCGCCGCCUGCCUGGAGCGGAAGCAGAAGCGCGAGAAGGAGUGCGGCGUGACGGCCACCUUCGACGCCAACCGCACCACCUUCACCCGGGAGGGGUCCUUCCGCGUCACCACGGCGACGGAGGCGGCGGAGCGGGAGGAGGUGAUGCGGCAGCUGCAGGAGGCCAAGAAAGCCGAGGCCGCGCCCCCGCCGCCGAGCUCCGCCUCCAGCGGCAACGGCUCCUCGGGCCCCCCGUCGGACUCGCCGGGCUCCUCCCCCCCGCUGUCGGCCGCCACGCUGGGCCCCCAGGCCAUCCCGCGGCGCCACGCCCCGGCCGACGCCCUGGCGCGGCAGGGCUCGUUCAGGGGCUUCCCGGGCCUCAGCCAGAACAGCUCGCCCUUCAAGAGGCAGAUGUCGCUGCGCAUCGGCAACGAGCUGCCGGGCGGCGGCCCCCCCCGCAAAGACUUCCCCCUCAAGAACAGCGCCCUGUUGUCUGGUGUUCCCUCCCCAGUGGUGGAGGUGGAGGGCGAGGCCGACAGCAUCAGCUCCCUCUGCAGUCAGAUCACCACCGCCUUCAGCGGGGGGCCAAGGGACCCCUUCGCCUCCGCCCCCAUGCCCAAGCCCACCUCCUCCCCGCAGUCGCCGGUCGCUCCAGUGAACGGCUCGUCGCCUGCUUACCCCCCAGCCCUGCCCCCUCCGCUGCCCGCCCGGGACACUAACCCCUGGGCUAGGCUCCCAGCGGGCCUCCAUUCGGCCCCAGGAAGUGACUGGUCCACGUCGGCGACGGGGCCGGCCCUGGGGGGCCCCGGCUCCUCCCCCGCCCUGCCCUCCCACCGCCGCACCCCCUCGGAGGCGGACCGCUGGCUGGAGGAGGUCACCAAGUCCGUCCGGGUGCCCCCGCAGCCGGCGCCGCCCCCCCUCCUGGGCCCCCCCGCGGGACAGCACCCCGGGGCGGCGGCCCCCCCCCCGCCGCCCAUGGGCUUCCUGCCCCCGCCCAUGCCCAUGCUGCCCCCCCGCCAGCCGGCGGCGGCGGCCUACCCGGUGUCCAACGGGCUGGCGUUCGGCCCGCCCGUGGUGCCCGUGGUGGGCAUCACCCCGUCCCAGAUGGUGGCCAACGUGUUUGGGUCGGCCGCCCAGCCCCCGCCCCCCUCCAUCGCCCCCCACCCCCACCCCCACCCCCACCCCCAGAUGCUGCAGCAGCCGUUCCCCAUGCCCCACUACGACCACGGCCACGGCCACGCGCUGGCCGCCGCCCACUACAGCAAGCCCCUCCUCCUGCCCCCCGUCCUUAGCCCCGCCCCCCUGCUGCAGCCCUCGUCCAAUGGCAGCGCGGCGUUCAACGGCGGCGCGGCGGGGGAGAACUGGGCCACCGCCGCCGCCUCCCAUCAGCUCCCCUCCCUGGCCCCGCCCUCCCCCGCCCUGGCCCCGCCCCAGACCUCGCUGGCCCCGCCCCCUCCCGCCGGGCAGGUGGACGCCUUCGAGGCCCAGUGGGUGGCGCUGGAGGGGCGGUCCCGUCAGCACGCCUCCCCCUCCCCCACCAACCCCUUCUCCAGCGAGCUGCACCAGACCUUCGAGAUCCAGCUCUGAAGACCCUCCCAUAAGAGGGGGGGAGGGGGGGUUAGGGAGAUCUGAAGCCCCUCCUCUCUCCCCCUUCUCCUGGGGGGAGGGGGUUAGGGAGCUCCCCUACAGCUGUUGGAGACGGAAAGACUUGAGGAGGAAGAUAUAUAAAACUGUAGAGGCUGAUGUGGCGGCUAGAGAGGAGGGGGAGGAGUCUUCUGAAGCAGAGGGGGGGGGGUGAGGAGACGUGUGUGUGUGUGUGUGUGUGGGGGGGGGGGGGGGUGACGGACGAGGCGUGAGGUUCCGCCUCUAGUGGUUGGCCCCUCCCACCCCAGCAUCUCAUUACAUUGCCUGCAUCUGUUUUUGUUGUUAUGACAUCAUGAUCGUUGUCAUCAUCCAUCGCCCCUGCAAAGUGGUGGGAGACCCCGAACGCUGACCCACGCCCUCCCUCCCCCCCCCCCCCCGCCCCCUCACUGGCCUUCGGACCACCGACAGCACUGAGAGACCCCCAGCUUCCAGACAGGAGGUCCUAACCCUCGAUGACUUCACAAUCAGAAGGAACUCAAGAGCGACCGAAUGCCAAAAUCUUUAUUUUUAUGCAUCGAGUAUAUUUUAAAUAGCUAUGAAAUCUAAAACUGAGAAGUUGUAAGUUAUCUUUGCCAAAGGCACAGGCUAGCUAAAAGGUGUGUGUGUGUGUGUGUGUGUGUGUGUGUGUGUGUGUGUGUGUGUGUGUGUGUGUGUGUGUGUGUGUGUGUGUGUGUGUGUGUGUGUGUGUGUGUGUGUGUGUGUGUGUGUGUGUGUGUGUGUGUG